Molecule: messenger RNA, 1251 nt
Organism: Colletotrichum higginsianum IMI 349063
Lineage: Eukaryota; Fungi; Ascomycota; Sordariomycetes; Glomerellales; Glomerellaceae
Product: Endo-beta-glucanase
Exons: 2
Coding region: 1-1251 (416 amino acids)
Source: RefSeq, a predicted model, not a curated record
AUGCGAUUCGUACCAUCCCAGCUCGUCCUCGCCGGCUCGUUCCUCGUCGGCACGAUCGUCGCGAAAGGAACGAACACGAUGGACGAGGGCAACUUGACGAGGCUACGUCCGGGGGUCCCGCUUGCGCCGGUGCCGCUUCCGCCGGCCGGGCCCGCGCGGGACGGGGCGGAGAUUUUGAGGCAGCUGACGGGGCUGACGCGGGCUGGUAUGAAUGGCGGCGGCGGCGGCGGUGGUGACGGCGGGAGCCGGUUGCGAUUUGUGAAGAAGAUCGAGCUGGAGGGGGAUGUGUGGGAGCCCGAAGGGAUUGUGAGGCUGACGGGGCCCGGAGGAAACGACAACGACAACGACGACGACGAUGACGAGGAGGAGGAGAGGUUCUGGGUCUCGGCGGGGGAGUAUACCGUCCCGACGGAGAAAUUCCCGGACGGGCGGUGGGUCGACGGGACAGACCGGAGCGCCGGGGCCGGGUUUGCGCAUUUCGUGGUGUUUGACGGCCGGGGGCGGCGGUUGGCGGACUGGGUCGUCUCGAAGGAAGGGGAUGCGGAGAUGCUGACGACGCCGGGGGAAAACAAGUACCACAACGGUGGGCUCGACUACGACGGCCUCCACAUCUGGGCGACGCUGUCGCAGUACAGGCCCAACUCGACGGCGACGGUGGUGCGGGUCGACCCGGUUGACUUGCGAGUGGAGAGGGUUUUCCGCGUGGGGGACCACCAGGGGGGCGUUGUGCACGAUGUCGAGACGGGGACGUUGACGACGCUGAGCUGGGGAGGGAGGGUGGCGAGGCGGUGGGAUCUGAAGAGGGGUGACGGCGGUGGUGGUGAUGGUGGGAGGGAAGAAGAGCAGGUCCGGCUUGUUCUUGGUGAAGGUGUUGACGGCGGCACGGGGUUCGACGUGCCGGAGGACGUGAUGGUCAACCCGUCGCACUGGAUCGACUACCAGGACUGCAAGUCGCUGGGCCGCGUCGGAGGCCGGUCACUGGCGCUGUGUUCGGGCAUCGCGACCCUGGCGCCCGGGGUCGAGGUCGGCGGGCUGGCGGUCGUGGAUGUGGACGCCGGGAUGGCGCCGGUGUGGGAGGUGCCGUUCCUGGAGAGGACGGAGAGGACGACGGCGGCGGAGGGCGGCGGCGGCGGGGUGCUGAUGACGAAGAACCCGAUGGACGUGGCCCUCGUUGGGGGCCGCGUGAGGUUGUACUUCGCGCCGGAGGAAGGGAGGGGCGCUGUUUUUGUGUAUGAGAUAUGCGAGGGCUGA